AUGCUCAAGGUUCUGCGAACAACGACCCGCUUGGGCCUCUAUCAGGCGCGAUGGAACUCGACAGCGAGCCCAUCACUGCCGCCGUUGCUGGCUACAUUGAAGGCCGAUCUGAAGACUGCUAUGAGGGCAAAGGAUACGGACAGGCUGAAUGUCAUUCGAGCUCUCAUUUCCGAAACCAACAACUCGCAGAAGACCGCCUCUCCCAUUCAAACAGAUUUGCAGUUACUCGCACUUAUCCGAAAGCGCGCCGCCGCUUCCAGAGACUCGAUUCAGCAGUUUGUUGAUGCCAACCGCCCGGACCUCAAGGAGAAGGAGGAAAAGGCCCAGGCAAUUCUUGAGGAAUACGGUAACCAGGUGCAGACGAUGGGUGCCGAUGAAAUCAAGCAAAUUGUGUCGGAGCAGGUCAACAAGAUGAAGGCGGCUGGUACCAAAGUUGAGAUUGGCCUUGUCCUCAAGUCUCUAUUUGCGCCCGGAGGAGCUUUGGACGGCAAGCCUGCGGAACGAUCUGAAGUUGCGAAAAUCGCAAAAGAAACCGUUUCCGCUGCUUGA
Messenger RNA from Aspergillus nidulans FGSC A4, 549 nucleotides. RefSeq lists its product as uncharacterized. NCBI's taxonomy places the organism in Eukaryota, Fungi, Ascomycota, Eurotiomycetes, Eurotiales, Aspergillaceae. The transcript has 2 exons. The coding region runs from base 1 to 549 and encodes 182 amino acids. The record is from RefSeq and is a predicted model, not a curated record.